GUGCAAUAUUGAUAAAGUUGUUUUGAAUAAUCUCAGUGUAAAGAUGGCGUCGGAUAUCGCUAAUCACGGAGCCGCUCCGCUGUCUGCUAAAGUGGUCGGGUCUUUUGCUUAUUUGACUGUAAAGGACAGAAUGCCUACUAUCCUUACUAAAGUCAUAGACACGAUUCACCGCAGUAAGAACAAGUUUUUUGAAGAAUACGGAGAGGAGGGAUUCGAGGCAGAAAAGAAAGCAAUUUCUUUCUUAUCCAAACUAAGGAAUGAGGUUCAAACUGAUAAACCUAUACUCGAGCUUACAGAUGGGUUAAGAGACGUGGAUUCAUGGAACCAGUACUUGCAGAGACAUCAAACUGUACAGGGAGGCAAGGAGGCUGUGAGCUGGUUCAAGUCUCCCUGGCUUUAUGUGGAAUGCUACAUGUACCGAAGAAUACAAGAGGCUAUUUGGCUCAAUCCUCCCAUAAACGAGUUUGAUGUUUUUAAUGAGGGAAAAACCCAGAGCUUCUUUGAGUCUCAGCAAGCUACAAUAGCUUUAUGUACAUACCUGGAAACGCUUAAAAAGGAUAAAGAUGGACUUUCAAAAAAUCAAUUAUUUGAUAAUUUCAUUAAGCUACUGCAGGUGUCUCUCUGGGGGAACAAGUGUGACCUCUCCAUCUCUGCAGGCCAGGAGAACUCCCAAAAAGACAGUCCCAUCGAAGCCCUCCCCAAUCUGAAACCCUUCAUCUUGGUGAAUGAUUCGGACAUGGUAUGGGCAGCUCUUACCGCUUCCAAAUGCACUGCAGUUUCUGGAAAAAGAGUUGAUAUUGUUCUAGACAACGCUGGUUUUGAAUUAGUUACUGACCUGGUACUGGCUGAUUUCCUGGUCUCAUUUAGUUUGGCCAGUGAGGUCCAUUUUCAUGGGAAAUCUUUUCCAUGGUUUGUUUCUGAUGUCACUGCUAAAGACUUUGAGUGGAUCAUCAGACAGACAAUGGCAGCCAAUCACAUGUGGAUGUCUAAAAGCGGCGUCCAGUGGAAGCAGUACCUGAAGGAUGGAGUGUGGUCCUAUCAUGACCACCCGUUCUGGACACAGCCUCAUGAGUUUUGUGACAUGGCAGUAGAUGCUCCGGACUUGUAUGCAAAACUUAAAGAAGCAAAUCUGGUGUUGUUUAAAGGGGAUUUAAACUACAGGAAGCUAACUGGAGACAGAGACUGGGACUUCACUGUCGACUUUGAUACUGUGCUCCGGGGAUUUGAACCCUCACCCCUCUGCAGCCUCAGAACUCUAAAAGCAAAUGUACAGGUGGGCCUGCAGCCUGGGCAAGGGGAGAAGCUCAGCUCCCAAGAACCUAACUGGAUGACCAGUGGCAAGUACGCUGUCAUUCAGUUCCAUGGGCCACAUUUAGAAGAGUGAGAAACUGUUGUCUUUGCCUAUGCAACGGUGGUUGACUCUGUUAGAACAAGUAUUAUCUGCAAGCCAUAAGACCUUGAAAGGUCUGAUUAUGUUAAUCAUUGUUUUGAGGAACUUCUACAAAAAGGUUUAUACUGUAUACUUCUUACUGGCAAAGGGUUGAAACUGGUUAAAGGCAUUUUUAAAUCAAUUUAAAUGGUAAUAACACUCAGAUUCUAUCAGUUAGGAUUAUUCAAAUGUGUGUUUAAUGUUAACUUAUUAAAUGCAAUGUUAGAGAUAAAAUGUGAGGCCAAGCUAAGUCUUUGUUUUAGAAUGUUGCACCUACUCCUGGCCACAAAGCAUGUUUGAGGUUUAUGGAAAACUAGACUGCAAUGAUAAAAGCAGUCUAGUUUAGAUAAAAGCUAAUGUCUAGCUGCAUUUUCUGUUAUAUCAACCAGGUUCCCACAUACCCAUCAGCACAAUAUCCAACAUAAUGCAUUGGUCUGAUCAAAUAAAAUGGCACAGUGAAUCAUUAUUUUGGCUUCUUUUGUUUUUUUAAGUCUGAAGUCCUACAUAAACACUUCUGGUCUAUGUUGCCAUUUUGCACUAGUGUUUUACAAUGAUUUUUUUGUAGUAUGUACAACGAAUAUUUGUACAAUUUAUGAACAAACUGAACAAAAACACUCUUUUUUUCAUGCAAUUAAAAUGUUAUGCUAUAUGAAGCAC
Periophthalmus magnuspinnatus is the source of this 2086-nucleotide messenger RNA. RefSeq names its product acidic residue methyltransferase 1 (gene dcph1). NCBI's taxonomy places the organism in Eukaryota, Metazoa, Chordata, Actinopteri, Gobiiformes, Gobiidae. The transcript has 5 exons. Gene Ontology annotation, cellular component: nucleus; cytoplasm. Gene Ontology annotation, biological process: DNA damage response. The coding region runs from base 44 to 1384 and encodes 446 amino acids. Gene Ontology annotation, molecular function: phosphatase activity. The record is from RefSeq and is a predicted model, not a curated record.